Molecule: messenger RNA, 3217 nt
Organism: Etheostoma cragini (Arkansas darter)
Lineage: Eukaryota; Metazoa; Chordata; Actinopteri; Perciformes; Percidae
Gene: ctdp1
Product: CTD (carboxy-terminal domain, RNA polymerase II, polypeptide A) phosphatase, subunit 1
Exons: 13
Coding region: 227-3172 (981 amino acids)
Cellular component (GO): nucleus
Molecular function (GO): RNA polymerase II CTD heptapeptide repeat phosphatase activity
Source: RefSeq, a predicted model, not a curated record
UGCUGGAGUGACCCGUGUCGCUGCAGUGUUGCGUUUUCCUGUUUACGGGCGGGAAGAGCGAACAUAGCUGACUGGAAGCUACUGUGUUUAAAUCUGCAGCACAUUUCUUUUAAUUUUCCUCAUGGUUUGUGGGUUUUAAUUGUACGCGGGCCAUUGUGAGAUCCGGUGGAUAGGUUUGGAGUGGACCGUUGCUGAAAACUAAAGUGUUUUAUAGAGUGUGGGGCAGAUGGAGGAUCCUGCAGAUUCUGGCGGUGGAGGCGGAGGUGCAGCAUCGGAGGGCCCCGCGAUGCAGGUGGCAGAUAUCUGCUGGCCGACCGGGGCUCUCCCUCUACGGCUUCUAGAGUGGAAAGUCAAACCUGGGUCUCUUGUUAACUUGGACUCCGUGCUAGCACUGUGCGCUCCCAUAUCUCAAGAGAAAGGGGCAGAGGUUGCCAGGCUACCAGAGAAAAAGGUGAAAUCGGACCGUGCUGGAGUAGUCAAGGAGCUUUGCUGUCAACUUGGACAAGUUAUACCACCCGGAGGCGUCAUUGUCCGAGUAGAAGAAUGCAGCCAUCCCGUAGUAAUGAAGGGUUUAUGUGCUGAAUGUGGCCAGGACCUGACUCAGCUGCAGAGCACGAAUGGGAACCAGCAAACUCCUAUCUCCACAGCAACCGUCUCCAUGGUGCACAGUGUCCCUGAACUGAUGGUCAGCUCCGAGCAAGCCGAACAACUAGGCAGAGAAGACCAGCAGAGACUCCACCGGAACAGAAAGCUGGUCCUGAUGGUGGACCUGGACCAAACGCUGAUCCACACCACUGAACAGCACUGCCAGCGUAUGUCCAAUAAGGGCAUUUUCCACUUCCAGCUUGGGCGAGGAGAGCCUAUGCUCCACACACGACUGCGCCCACACUGCAAGGCUUUCCUGGAGAAAAUCGCCAAACUCUAUGAGUUGCAUGUCUUCACCUUCGGGAGCCGCCUUUACGCGCACACCAUCGCUGGCUUUCUGGAUCCUGAAAAGAAGCUUUUCUCUCACCGGAUCCUUUCCAGAGAUGAAUGCAUCGACCCUUUCUCCAAGACGGGGAAUCUUAGGAAUCUUUUCCCCUGUGGUGACUCCAUGGUCUCCAUUAUCGACGACCGAGAGGAUGUGUGGAAGUUUGCACCCAAUCUCAUCACUGUGAAGAAAUACAUCUACUUCCAGGGCACAGGGGACAUCAACGCGCCCCCUGGAUCACGGGAAGCUCAGAUGGCAAAGAAAGCAGGAGGCCCGUCCAGUCGGCCGGCAGAGAGCACCGAACCAGGAGGAACACUCGGCGCCGAUGAGCAAAAUAACGGCCUCAGUAAAAGGCCCAAAGACCAGAACCCUUCUGGAAUUGAAGAGACCACAACAUCUCAGUCGUCUCAGGAAGUACCGACAAAUGAACGGACACAUCCCGCAGGGGUUGUGGAGGAUGAAUCGGGACGAGGCGAAGGAAAGUCCGAAGCUCAGGUGGGAGACAGAACAAAUGCUAAGGAAGAUGAUAGCAGCAGGACACUGGUGACAAAUGAGGCGCAGGACAGUUGCAACUCAUCGGCGCCGAGCCAUGGGUCCAAUAACUUGGACUUUGACCUUUCCAGUGACAGUGACAAUGACUCCAUCACAGAAAAGCCCCCCUCAUCCGUAAGUGAUAGCGAGGCCAAGUCUUGCCAGGCAAAGAAGUCCGGUCAGGAAGGAGUCACGCAAGAGGCAGGGGACGGGGCAGGGGAAGGGGACGUUAAAGGCGGGAGUGAAGCAGAAACCAGUUUGGACCCAGCGGAACCUUCAGGAGUUCUUCUCCCAGACCCCGAGCUGGGAAAUGGCUGUUCAGAUAGGAGAGAGCCAGAAACCGAGUCUCAGAACAGUGAACAGUCCGGGGUGACCAUGGGCGAGGAGCUGCUGGACCAGAGCAUGGAGGACGAGGAGGACGAGGAGGAGGAAGAAGAAGCCGAUAUUGACCAGGACGAUCACCUGAUCUACCUGGAGGAAGUGCUGGAAAGGAUCCACGCCGAGUACUACGCACGAUACGCGGCCUAUCUGAGGAAGGAGACCUCGGAAACACCGGACAUUCGCAAGAUCGCCCCGGAGCUGAAAAGCAAGACACUGGAGGGCACGACGAUAGUGUUCAGUGGCCUGUACCCGACCAACUACCCCAUGGAGAGAACCCGUGAGUUCUACCAUGCCAAAGCACUUGGGGCCAAGAUUAGCAAGAAUCUGGUUCUUAGCUCCCAAGAUCCCAGUCGGACAACGCAUCUCAUCGCAGCUAGAACUGGCACCGAGAAGGUUCGUCAGGCCCAAGGCUGCAAGCACCUCUAUGUUGUCAACCCAGACUGGCUGUGGAGCUGUCUGGAGCGCUGGGAGAGGGUGGAGGAGCAGCUGUACCCCCUAAAGGAGGACUAUUCCAAGACGCCAAGGAGUAACAGUCCAGCAGCACUACCUGACAUUCAGGAUUCCCUGCAGAAGCAUAUUUUCCAACCAGCUCCCAUCCAGCCCAGACCUCAACCUGCAGCCCCGGAAGUUCGGACCUACGACCCCGUCACAGGGAAGCUGAUCCGCAGGGGCCCUCAGGCACCUCGGCCCCCACCUUACCUCCAGGCGUCCGGAUCUAUAAUGCUCUCUGAUCACAGAGAGCAGUCUUGUCUCAGGGGAUCUUCACAGAGUCAGCCAGACGACGCAGCGGGGUCCAGCCAAGACGACGAGCAGCCGGGGCCGUCUCGUCGGAAGCGGCAGCCGAGCAUGUCCGAGAGUAUGCCUCUGUACAUGCUCUGCAAGGAGGAUCUGGACAGCAUGGACAGAGAGGUGGAUGACAUGUUAGGCGAGGAGAGCGACAACGAAAGUGAGGGCCGGGGCAAGGAGAAGCCAGGCAAUGAGGAGGCGGAGGACGAAGAGGAGGAGCGGCAGCAGCGGCAGCAGCAGCAGGGAGAUGGACAGAUAGCAGAAGGACGGCUCGGUCCUCAGGCCGUGAGCUCGGAAGAGACCAUCCAGACCCCAUCCAGGGAGGCCAGUGUGCCGGCUAGUGUGCCAAGAGGCCACAAACGUAAGCACGAUGCCGCUAAGGAGGAGGCGGAGGAAUCUGCCGACGAGUCCUCUAAAGACUCCAACGAGGAAGAAGGAGGAAGCAGCUCAGAGGCGGACGAGAUGGCCGCUGCCUUGGAGUUGGAGCUCAAUGACUUUAUGUGACGUGGGAAACGAAGGGACUCAGUCACAGGGAAAGGACAACGAAAA